This is a messenger RNA of Temnothorax curvispinosus, 1293 nucleotides long. It is a transcript of the gene Trf, whose product is annotated as TATA-box-binding protein-like. Lineage: Eukaryota; Metazoa; Arthropoda; Insecta; Hymenoptera; Formicidae. The coding region runs from base 358 to 1089 and encodes 243 amino acids. Gene Ontology annotation, molecular function: RNA polymerase II general transcription initiation factor activity; DNA binding. Gene Ontology annotation, biological process: DNA-templated transcription initiation. The transcript is spliced from 5 exons. The record is from RefSeq and is a predicted model, not a curated record.
GAUAAUUACCGACAUUUUACUAAUUGUCGGUACCUUGGAAACUGCAAAAGUUUCAAGCAUGGAAUCAGCUAUUAUCAACAAGUCGAUAACGAAGAUGAUGGAAAAACAAUAAUAAUCAAAUAAUCUGCAAUUAUAUAUAUUGAUUCGUACGGUACGUAGUGAUAUACGAGUAGUCUGGAGUCAAUCAUAUAUGCGCGAGUGCCGCGUGUGCGUGAGAUUCAGUCGUUCGGUGAGGUUAGGCGAUCAUGUGCCUGAUGCCUGAUGUGCCGUGCUGUUAGCUGUUCCUACAAUUGAGUGUUUCAUGCGAGUUAAGGGUUGCGUGACGCCGGUGUCUCGUGAGUCUCGUCUCUUCAUAAAAUGACGCAAAUUACGCAGGAAGAUAACGAAUUAAAGAGAUUGCUCAAUAAUCCAGCCAAAAAUGCGAGCGAAGAUGGAUCCAUGGCUCCGCCGUUAUCGACGAACGUGCCGAGGCCAAGCACGGUGCAAAAUCAUCCAAUCAAUCCGCAAUCGACGAUGACCCCGAUAACGCCAGCUAAUAUCACGAAAGAAGUCCUGGAGCCUUGUUUACAAAAUGUAGUCUCUACAGUUAACUUGCAAACUGAACUGAAGCUCAUGUACAUUAAUGUAAGAACUAGAAAUUCCGAAUACAACCCAGCAAGGUUUACCGGAUUGAUAAUGAGAAUACAGAAUCCUAGAGCGACAGCGCUCAUUUUCCGAUCUGGCAAAUUAGUAUGUACUGGCGCGAGAAGCGAGGAAGAUUCACUUUUGGCGGCGAAGAAGUUUGCCAGGAUAAUCCAGAAACUUGGAUUCCCCGUAAAGUUCUCCUGUUUUAAAAUACAGAACAUAGUUGCGACGUGUGAUUUGAAAUUUCCAAUUAAAUUAGACAAACUAAAUCAAGCGCACUGUCAGUUUUCUAGUUACGAGCCAGAAUUAUAUCCUGGCUUGACGUACAGAUUGGUAAAUCCUAGAGUGGUACUGUUAAUAUUUGUGAAUGGUAAAGUUGUGCUAACAGGAGCAAAAAAUAGGACUGAACUACAAGAUGCAUUAAAUAAUAUAUAUCCGAUAUUAAAGAGUUUCAGAAAGCAGUAAUAUUAUUUGUUCACAAAAUAAAUGUCACAGAUAAAAUGAUGAAACGAUGGUGUGCAUGUAAAAAUUGUAUAAUAGAAAGAUGUGUUUCUAUCGCGAUGCAUAAUGAUUAUCUUAGAAUUCUGCAUAAAAUAAGAGAAGUUUGAUCUUGUACUUUUAUAUAUCUAUAUAAUAUCUGUAUAUAUAUAUAUAUAUCUUUUGUAAUGA